Colletotrichum gloeosporioides is the source of this 1392-nucleotide messenger RNA. RefSeq lists its product as uncharacterized. The annotation marks the transcript as partial. The record is from RefSeq and is a predicted model, not a curated record. The transcript is spliced from 2 exons. Lineage: Eukaryota; Fungi; Ascomycota; Sordariomycetes; Glomerellales; Glomerellaceae.
AGGCGACACGAUAUUGAAGUAGAACAGGGCUUCAAGUAUGCGCCUCUCAAUGAGCCAUUUCAAACUCGUGUUCUUAUCUUACAUCCUGGAGACGAGGACCAGCUAGUUGAGUGCAGCUUGAUAAGAGCAACUUUGCAUAGAGAGCCUAUGCAUUCCGAAUAUCCCGGGAGCUUCUCUGGAGUCGGAAUCGAGAAGAGUUCCAAGUCCCACCUUUGGCUACCUGCUUGGGAAGGCCACCAUGACAUAACAACCUACGAGGCCGUUUCGUAUGCUUGGGGUGAUCUAACAGUCCCAAAGCUGAUCCAGUGCGAUGGGCAACCAAGGGUAAUUUCGCUGAAUCUAUAUCAAGCCCUACACUCAUUUCGUCACGUUUACGAGCCUCGAAUUCUCUGGGUGGAUGCCCUGUGUAUCAAUCAAGCUGAUAACUUGGAGAAAGCGCACCAAGUUAGCAUUAUGGGAGAAAUAUAUGCGGGUGCGCGCCGCGUACUGAUAUGGCUUGGCUGUGGCAGUGACCUAGAGAAAGCCUUUGGGCUAUUGAUGAGAGGUCAGCUAUCUCAACUGAACUUGAUUCAACAUCUUAUGUCUGCGCCAUGGUUCAGUCGGGUUUGGUGCGUUCAGGAGCUGGCGCGCGCAGCCGACCCUGUUGUGACUGUGGGCAAACGAAUGGCCCCUUGGGACCUAUACGUACGCCAAAGUCGAUUAGCGUUGAAAGAAAUCAAGGGAAAAGCCAAGACUAAUCAGGACGGUUAUCUCGACCAUGCAGAAAUUUUGGACGAUAUUCGCAGUCGCUACGAGAACGUCCAAAAAAGGCGAUUCAAGCAGCCUGGACGAAGACAGAGUUACUCGAGUGCUUGGAAGGCCGGUGGAGCAAGCUUGGUGGAGCUUCUCUUUCUCACUAGAGACUUCAAAGCCACUGAUCCCAGAGAUAAGAUAUUUGCGCUCGUUGGCAUAGCAAGCGAUGUUCAGGAGCAGGACGUAGAAGUCUUCCCGCGGUACGAUCUGUCCACAGAUGUUGUCUACCGUCAGCUUGUCCUCUGGUAUCUCAUUCGGAAACGGAAUUUUGGCAUCUUCUCUUUCGGAGGAGGUCGCACUCCACUGAGUGAAACUCACAUGGAUGACCUACCCAGCUGGGUUCCCGAUCUUACACAGCCAAAUGCAUUCACGCCUUUCCAGAAGUUGCCCCAUGGUUACAACUACAGCAAGGAUAACUUCUACAAUGUUUUCAACUACCUGGAGGAAUGGCUUACAAUGCUGAAAGCCAACGAGGACAGUCGCAUUGAAAAGCUGCAGUUCUUUCACACUGACGUUCACAACCCUACUGGAGAGACCGAUCUCUGCUGGCCAAACUACCGCCGAUCAAAGUCUCUCAUGCGGGAAAUGUACUUCACUUGA